This is a messenger RNA of Dinoponera quadriceps, 1374 nucleotides long. RefSeq lists its product as uncharacterized. The record is from RefSeq and is a predicted model, not a curated record. Gene Ontology annotation, biological process: detection of chemical stimulus involved in sensory perception of smell; sensory perception of smell. Bases 1 to 1131 code for a protein of 376 amino acids. Gene Ontology annotation, molecular function: odorant binding; olfactory receptor activity. NCBI's taxonomy places the organism in Eukaryota, Metazoa, Arthropoda, Insecta, Hymenoptera, Formicidae. The transcript has 8 exons. Gene Ontology annotation, cellular component: plasma membrane.
AUGAUCGGUCAAUGGCCUUACUGCAACUUUACGAUCAGAUUCCUCGUAAGAAUGUUCGUGUGUGCUCUUCUCGUUUCCUUCGCUUAUGUUCAGAUAGCCAAACUUUCGACAUCCAAAUGUACGUUCGAUCUGAUCGUCGAAGUCAUUCCCCCGUUAACCAUUUGCUUUCUUUGGGCGACCAAGUAUAUUACUUGCUGGAUAAAAGAUUUAUUACGACACAUCAAAGACGACUUGAAUUCAAUACAGAUUACCGAGGAACUGAAGAUUAUUCAAAAUUUCGUGGAAAAAGGCAGAAUGUACGGCAUAUUUCUAAUAGUGCUCAUUUACUCAAGCAUCUGCAUGUUUAUUUUAAUUAUCUUUUGGCCGCGCAUCUUCGACAUCAUUAUACCAUUAAACGAAUCACGUCCGUUGCAACAGCCGUUUAAAACUGAAUAUUUUGUCGAUCAAGAGAAAUAUUUUUUUCCAAUCAUAACGCACAUUUUCGUGGUUGCUUUCGUCGGUCUAAAUAUCGGCCUAGCUACUGAUCUGCUUUUCAUCGCCUUCUUGCUGCACGGCUGCGCCAUGUUCACCGUUCUCGAGUAUCGAUUGGAAAAUAUGUUUGAUUCGUUGAUAAAACCAGCUCCAAAUGAUAGCGACGUGCUGUCGUCGAAAGUGGCAAAUUGCGUCGAACGUCACAAAAAUAUCGUUGAAUUUGUUGAAAUGAUUAAUUCAUAUUACACGUCUUCCUGCCUAGUGCAACUCGUGCUCGCGGUACUUAUUCUCACAGUCGUAUUGCUACGCUUAUUCGAGAGAUUGACUUCGAUACACGACGCUGACAUGGCGGAAUUGACCGUAUGCGUGAUUCAUGUUACUGGUCAUUUGUUUGUCGUCUUUCUUAAUAUCUUUCCGGCGCAGAAACUGUUAGAUUGCAGUGAGAGUAUUUUCUUUAAAGUAUAUUGCAGUUGUUGGUAUUGGGUGCCAGUAAAGAUACAAAAAUUGCUGUUAAUGAUAAUGAAAAGAAGUAUAAAACCUUGCGGAAUAACUGCUGCUGGAAGAUGGCGGUCAUCACUUGAGAUGUUCGCAAAAGUAUAUGAAACGGACUUGUUGCGCAUAAAAAACAGAAUGACUUUUUUGUUGCGUUUCGUUUAUUAAAAAUACGUAACAUUCAAGAUCGUGGAAACGUCAUUGUCCUUCUUUAUGGUGCUGUACACCGUUCGACAGUGAGAUGUAAAUAGGCGAUACAUUAUCUCAAACUUGCACGCACACCACAUAUAUUUAAGUAAGUAUAAUAAAAUAGUAUGACAAAAUUAUUGUAAAGUUUCCUCUUUAACUAGAUCAUACAUCUAAAUAAAAGACGACCUAAGCAAAAGAAGAUUACUUGAAAGAUACGUUAAA